AUGAGCCUCAGUAAUGAGGAGAGGAGGACGCGAGGCUGGGAGCAGCGGGAAGGCCUACAAGAUGGGCGGCCACGGGUGCUGCUCGGCCAGCCCGCUCUGCCGACCGUAACCAUGCAGGCCGCCAUCAUGCUCAGACUCGUGUUAGUGUUAGUGCUGCAGUGCCUGUUGACUAAUGGGCAGGGGCCGGGGCCAGGGCCAGGGCAUGAGGGGGGCGUGGAGGACAAGCUGCAGGCACGGGCCGUUGACACCCGCGUCAAGUUCUCUGUGAUGGAGGGCAACCCGUCCAGCACCUUCGUGGGUGUCAUACCCCUCAAGUCUGGCUUCACCUACCGCUUUAAUGAGGCUCCCAAAGAGUUCACCCUCAACGGCACCACCGGAGAGAUUCGCACUACGGGCGUGCUGGACCGCGAGGCCCUCAACACCGACCGCUUUGACCUGGUGGUGCUGUCCUCGCAGCCCACCUACCCAAUCGAGGUCAGGAUCAACGUCAUCGACAUCAACGACAACUCGCCCAGGUUCCCAGAGCCGUCCAUCCAUGUCACCUUUUCGGAGAGUGCCAAUGCUGGCACCCGAGUCAUUCUCGAUACCGCUACUGACGGAGACGCCGGCGACAAUGAUAUCACCACCGACUACAAAAUUGUGGAUGGGAAUGAGGAUGGAAAAUUCAAAUUACAAGUAACAAUAAAUCCUUCAGGAGAAACUCCAUAUUUACAUUUGGAGACGACGGGCAAGUUGGACCGCGAGACCCGAGCGAGUUACCAGCUCAACAUCUCGGCCCAGGACGGGGGCGCUCCUCCUCGCUACGGUUUCUUGCUAGUCAACGUGUCAAUCUUGGAUGUCAACGACAACCCGCCCAUCUUUGAUCACAGUGACUACAUCGUGUCGCUUAAUGAAUCUGUGCCCCCAGGGACUUCUGUACUACAAGUACAGGCCACUGACAACGACGUGGGUGAGAACGCGCGACUCACCUACUACCUGGCCGAGACGGAAACACAGUUUGCCGUGGAUCCUGAGACCGGCGUAAUCAGCACGGUGGAGCCGCUCAGCUGCUACCAGAACUGUCAGCAGCUGCAACCGUGCCCCAAAAGUUGUGUCUUUACUGUGUUCGCUCGAGACCAUGGGUCGCCGCUCCAAGAUGGCCGCACUUACGUCACCGUCAACUUGCUGGAUGCCAACGACCAUGACCCGGUGGUCAACUUCAGGUACUUCCCCACUACAGCUGACUUUGCCACCGUCGACGAAAAUUCGCAAAAUGGGUCUGUGGUGGCAGCCGUGUCCGUCAUAGAUGCUGACCAAGGCCCUAACGGGGAGACUACAGUGGGAAUAAGAGCUGGCAACGAGCUCGGCCAUUUUAGACUCGAUUCCAGGUCUGGGUUUGACAUUGUGCGUGUAAGUGGUGUGCUAGACCGAGAAAAGAUUAGUAAAUACAAUGUUACAAUCGUGGCCACAGACAAGGGGACUCCACCUCGGUCGUCCACAGCUUUCCUUAUCAUCCACGUGAAUGACAUCAAUGACCACGAACCUGUGUUCGAGAAGAGCGAAUAUUCAGCGGUGCUCAGCGAAUUAGUUCCCAUCGGCACCUAUGUCGCAGGAAUUACUGCCAAUGACGAAGACACGGGCGUAAACUCCAACAUAUAUUACGCCAUUGUGUCCGGGAAUGACAACCAGUGGUUCGACAUAGACCUCCAGAGUGGCCUCAUCACUACGAAGGCGCCCCUAGAUAGAGAGGUGAAGGACUCCAUCGACCUCAAAAUCUCCGCCAGAGACGGCGGCCCCAGCCCAAAGAGGGCUUACACGCACCUUAAAAUUUCAAUAUUAGAUGAAAAUGAUGAGAGGCCGACCUUUGCCCGGGAGGUUGUCAACGUUAGUUUGUCUGAGAACACAUCGCCAGACACUCUUGUCACCUUGUUGCUGGCCGUCGACCACGAUCAGGGCACCAACGGAAGUGUCACUUACAUGUUCGACCAAGAGGUGGAACACAACUACCCUGGAAUAUUCGCCCUGGAUGUGUCUUCUGGUCGCCUUACCACCAAGACCAAAUUAGAUCGAGAAGCAAUGCCAGAGUAUGAAAUAAAAGUGGUAGCCAAGGACCAAGGAAUACCACCCUUGUCCUCCACAGCCACCGUGGUGCUGCAGGUGCAGGAUGUCAACGACAACAGCCCCGAGUUUUAUCCCCAGAAGUACUUCGUUGUGGUGCCAGAAGAUCUUCCUCUCGGCUCGUCCGUUGUUCAGGUGUCCGCAACAGAUAAGGAUGAAGGUGAAAACGCCGUCACUACUUAUAAACUGAAGGCAGACGAGGAAAAUGACAACACCUUCGAGAUAGAUCCAGAAACCGGCAUUCUGAGCCUUAGUGGACGCCUCAGUCACAUCAGGAAGGCUCAGUACCGCCUCACAGUCGCUGCAAGGGAUGCUGGGGACAGGAAGGCGGUGGAGGACGCCACUGUGGAUAUUGUGGUAGAAAGCAAUCAGAUUGAACUUCUAGAGUUUAAGCAAAGCGACGGCUUUGCUUUCUCACUUCCUGAGGAUGUAGCCAAGAAAGAGCCGUCAGUGGGGCGGGAAGUGGGCGUGGUGAAUGUGGUGAACCCAGCCUCUGUUGGGGAGGUAAGCUACGCCAUCAUUGCCGGCGAUCCAGACAAGGUCUUCACCAUUGAUGAGAAAACGGGUGUCAUCAGCACAGCACGACGGAUUGACCGCGAGCAGGCCGCCUUCUACAGCCUCCGGACAGUAGCUACCACAGCCUCGGCCUACGGGCGGACGUGGGUCAACAUUACAAUAGAGGACGUCAAUGACAAUCCACCAAAGUUCCCCAUCACUAGAGCCCACGCCACUGUGGCCGAAAACUGGCCGGUGGGCCAUCAAGUGUACCUGGCCCGAGCCUAUGACAACGACCAUGGCGAAAAUAGCAAAAUAUCCUACAAUCUUUCCAGUAACCCUGACGAAUAUUUCACCAUUUCGAGGACAAGCGGCAUGAUUUAUCUCAACAAGCCAGUCAAGUCCAGUAAAUCCAACGUUUUCCGCCUGGAAGUGGCGGCCACUGACGCAGGGACGCCUCCGUUGACGUCACGUCAGAUCGUCACCAUCACUGUGGAGGACGUCAAUGACCACACGCCCAUUUUCGAGCAUGGAUCAUACGAGACGUCUCUGCUCGAGUCCACUCCAGUGAAUGACAGAUUCUUCGCUCUCACUGCCUCUGACGAAGACGACGGCAUGAAUGGAUUCGUGUCCUACGACAUAACUGAGGGGAACGCAGAACGGAAGUUUGGAAUCUUUCCUGACGGCUACUUGUAUGUGAGGAGUGCCUUGGACCGGGAGGCGCAGGACUACUUCGCCCUGACCAUCGUGGCACGUGACCACGGCACUCCACCACGGUCCUCCACAGUGUCGGUCGUCAUUCACGUCAUCGAUGAGAACGACAACUCGCCAGUGUUUACUAACUCUACUUUCACUUUUUAUUUGGAUGAAAAUGAGCCUCCUGACACCUACGUAGGGAAGCUGACGGCUGCUGACAGGGACAAAGGCAGGAACGCAGAGCUUACUUACUCCAUUGCCACCAAUCAAAAUGACUUUGUGGUUGACCCUAAAAGCGGAUUUUUGAAAACAUUGCAUUAUUUUGAUCGUGAGGAGCUUGUACAGAGCACGGGGCUGGACUACAUCACCAUGGAGGCAGUGGUGCUGGACAAUGGCAUCACACGCCUCAGGGACAAGGCCAAGGUCAACAUCUAUAUCACCGACGUCAACGACAACCCUCCGAAGUUCCUGCGGAAGCCAUACAGGGCCCAGGUUCCCGAAGGGGCGCUCCUCAACACUAAGGUGAUUCGCAUCUCCGCCACAGACGACGACGAAGGCCUCAACGGGGAUGUGGUGUAUACGAUUGUCGACGGUAACGAGGAGGGGCGCUUCAAAGUGGAUGAAACGACUGGCCAAGUGACCCUCGCAAGACCAUUGGACAGGGAGUCCACACCUCGUUAUCUACUGACGGUGGCAGCCGCCGACCUGGGCAGCCACCCAGGCCUCACUGCCACAGCCACACUCACUGUGGACGUCCUCGAUGAAAACGACAACGCUCCAGAGUUCACACAGAGCGAAUCAGAAAUAUCCAUAGUGGAGACAACGCCUGUCAACACAGUGCUGAUUCAGUUUCAGGCGUCUGAUGCAGACCUGGGCGUGAACAAAGAGGUGUCUUUCAUGAUCGGCGGUGGCAACAUGCAGGAAGCCUUUCGCAUCGACACCAAGACGGGAACGCUGUACCUCGAGCGGCUGCUGGACUUUGAAAAGCAGAGUUUGUACCGCCUGAACAUUACUGCUGCAGACGGGGGCUCACCACGUCUUACCUCCACCAUAUCCUUCGUGGUGCACGUCCUCGACUACAACGACAACCCUCCAGCUUUCCCCAACACUGCCAUCUGGCGGCGAAUAGUGGAGGGCAUCGCGCCUAACACACCGAUUAUUACUGUAAAGGCAGAAGAUCCAGAUUCUGGUGACAACGGCAAAAUAAAAUACACCAUCAAAAGCCAGGAGCCACCCGGCAUGCACUUUGCCAUCAACGAGACUACUGGCAACGUCUCCACCUUGAAGAAUAUUGACCGGGAGUUUUCUGACACCUUCCGUCUCACCGUGGUGGCCAUGGAUCAGGCUGAGCCCAUCUCGGCCCGUCGGUCGGCGGAAAAGUUGGUAACAGUAAUAGUGCAAGACAUCAACGACAACGCCCCGCGCUUCGUGUCCAUGAACGCCGGCGUGCUGUACGAAGGCUCGCCGCCCGGCACAGAGAUAAUGCGGGUGUCGGCGCGAGACCUCGAUGCCAACACCAACGGUCUGGUGACGUACUCCAUGGUGUCAGGCAACAAGGACAUCUUUCGCCUGGACCGUGUCACGGGCGUGCUCUCCGUAGUGAAAGAAAUCAGUGACCCCAGCAUCAUGUACUCCGUCACUGUGCGGGCCACUGACGAGGCAGUACAGUCUCAGCGAAAGUCCUCGGACGCCUAUCUUACCAUCCUGAGCGCAUCGUCACAAGAGGGACCCAAGUUCACGCAGAACUCGUACUCGGGCUCAGUUCUUGAGAGCUCAGACAUAGGCACCUCCGUGGCCACAGUCAGUGCCCGCCUAGGCUCCACCCCCAGCACAGACAUCGCUUACUAUGUUGUGAAUGUGACGAGUGCUGACGGCCAGCCGAUGGACCGUAUGUUUACGAUGCAACAACAACAGCAAGGCGUGGUAGUCACCGCCUCUGUCCUGGACCGUGAGGACGGCCCCAGCAAGUACAUGGUGACCGUGGCUGCCGUCGUUACUCAGGGACACACGCCUCGGCUCUCCACCACACAGGUCAGUCACUACCACAUUUUAGUUGCUGGAAUGAAGUGUUAGUGAGAGGCGGGGCGCUUGUCUUGCCUUCACGGGUGAGGCAGUCACCCAGGUUUUGCUUGCUGUAAAGUGUCGUCGUAAAAAAA
Eriocheir sinensis (Chinese mitten crab) is the source of this 5444-nucleotide messenger RNA. Its product is annotated as cadherin-related tumor suppressor-like. NCBI's taxonomy places the organism in Eukaryota, Metazoa, Arthropoda, Malacostraca, Decapoda, Varunidae. Gene Ontology annotation, biological process: homophilic cell-cell adhesion. The record is from RefSeq and is a predicted model, not a curated record. The coding region runs from base 1 to 5361 and encodes 1786 amino acids. Gene Ontology annotation, cellular component: plasma membrane; cell-cell junction. The transcript is spliced from 2 exons. Gene Ontology annotation, molecular function: calcium ion binding.